This is a messenger RNA of Momordica charantia (bitter melon), 1156 nucleotides long. RefSeq names its product putative xyloglucan endotransglucosylase/hydrolase protein 23. Gene Ontology annotation, cellular component: apoplast; cell wall. Gene Ontology annotation, biological process: cell wall biogenesis; xyloglucan metabolic process. Lineage: Eukaryota; Viridiplantae; Streptophyta; Magnoliopsida; Cucurbitales; Cucurbitaceae. Gene Ontology annotation, molecular function: xyloglucan:xyloglucosyl transferase activity; hydrolase activity, hydrolyzing O-glycosyl compounds. The record is from RefSeq and is a predicted model, not a curated record.
AGGAACUCUACUCAACUGAACUUUCUCCCCUCUUUCCUUCCUCUUCUCCUCCAAAUCCCACUAUAUAAAUUCUGCUCCCCUUCCCCAGCUUCUCAUCCCACUCCAAAUUUCAAACAUCAUUAAUUUCCCAUGGCCUCCUCUGCUGUUCUCUCAAGCAAUUUGUUGCUAAUUUCUUUACUAUUCGGCUCUCUGCUCAUUGCCUCUGCUGCUAAUUUCCACCAAGCAGUGGACAUUACGUUUGGGGACGGACGUGCUCAGAUUCUUAACAAUGGCGACCUUCUCACUCUCUCCCUCGACCAAGCCUCCGGCUCUGGCUUCCGCUCCAGAAACGAGUAUCUCUACGGCAAAAUCGAUAUGCAAAUCAAGCUUGUUUCUGGCAACUCUGCCGGCACUGUCACUGCCUACUACUUGCGGUCAGAAGGGUCGGCGUGGGAUGAAAUCGAUUUCGAGUUUUUGGGAAAUUUGAGCGGCGAUCCUUACACUCUUCACACCAAUGUGUUCAGCCAAGGAAAGGGCGACCGAGAGCAACAGUUCCGUCUCUGGUUCGACCCAACCGCCGAUUUCCACACCUAUUCCAUUCUCUGGAAUCCCCAGCGCAUUGUCUUCUAUGUGGACGGCACGCCGAUUAGAGAGUUCAAGAACAUGGAGUCGAUUGGAGUUGCGUUCCCGAAGAAUCAGGCGAUGAGGCUGCAAUCGAGUCUGUGGAACGCCGAUGACUGGGCAACCAGAGGUGGGCUGGUGAAGACCGAUUGGUCCAACGCACCGUUCACCGCGUCUUACCGGAAUUUCAACGAAAACGCGUGCGUUUGGUUGUCGGGACAGUCUUCUUGUGGGUCGAGUUCGUCGCCGGCCGCCGACGACAAGUCGUGGUUCUCGCAGGAGCUGGAUUCCGACAGCCAGGGAAAACUGAACUGGGUCCAGAAGAACUACAUGAUCUACAACUACUGCGCCGAUGCGAAGCGAUUUCCUCAGGGGCUGCCUCCGGAAUGUAAUGCCACUGCCUAGAUUUUGGAUUGUUUUGAUGUAUGAUUCUUUUGUUGCUUUUACAAUAAUGGCCGAUAUUCGUUUGUAUUGUAUUAGUAUAGCUAUAAUGUACACACCACUUUUGGAAUUUGAAGAUUAAUAUUUGUUUUAUCGACGAAAAACAUUGGAGAGA